Molecule: messenger RNA, 753 nt
Organism: Thelazia callipaeda (thelaziosis nematode)
Lineage: Eukaryota; Metazoa; Nematoda; Chromadorea; Rhabditida; Thelaziidae
Source: the annotation of a GenBank genome assembly
AUGGUUUAUGAUGGUAAUGAUAAUGAUAAUGAUUUGGAUUACGAUAGCUUAUCGGAUGAAGAAUAUGAAGAUGUUAUUGCAAACUUUUUAUCACCAAGUAGCUUCGAAAUCCUUUCUAUUUUUAUAUUUUUAUCAUUGAUGGUUAUUGGUGUUUGUGGUAAUUCAUUGGUUGUGUAUGUCGUCAUUCGUCGCAAGAAAUUAUGGACAUCAAUGAAUUUUUUCUUAGCCAAUUUGGCUCUAUCUGAUCUUCUUGUAUUAUUAGUUUGCUUGCCACCUACAGUUAUCAAUGAUAUCACAAAAACUUUCUGGUUCAAUUCAGCUGUUUGCAAAAGUAUUGUAUUUUUCCAGAAUACGAGUGUAUAUGUAAAUAUUUUAACACUUGUAUGUAUUUCACUUGAACGUUGGCAUGCAAUUGCAACACCACUCAAGCAGAAAUUGUGGCGAACCGAAAGUACAAUUACUCUGAUAUGGAUUAUCGCAAUUGUGUUAUCAAUUCCCGAACCAUUAACUAUCAAGACUUAUCCAGCUGUCUUUAAUCGACCCAAUUUUACCACUACAUGGGGGACAACUUGUAAAGAGAGUUGGUCUGAUGAUGUACAGCGAUAUUAUCAGCUCAUACAAACUGUCGCACUGUAUUUUUUGCCUUUACUUUUAAUCACUGCUUUGUGCAUACACAUGGCUAUUAUUUUAUCAAAAAAUAUUUUACCAGCAGGUGUACGCCAAACCACAACGAGGUAUGCAAAUUUUUUGUAA